Messenger RNA from Aspergillus saccharolyticus JOP 1030-1, 1455 nucleotides. Its product is annotated as putative MFS transporter. NCBI's taxonomy places the organism in Eukaryota, Fungi, Ascomycota, Eurotiomycetes, Eurotiales, Aspergillaceae. Gene Ontology annotation, cellular component: plasma membrane. The record is from RefSeq and is a predicted model, not a curated record. The coding region runs from base 1 to 1455 and encodes 484 amino acids. Gene Ontology annotation, molecular function: transmembrane transporter activity. The transcript is spliced from 9 exons. Gene Ontology annotation, biological process: transmembrane transport.
AUGAAGACUGAAGAACAAAUCCAGACGUCCGCCGCGGGCCUUCCUCCGCUUACUACCACGACCGAGCGCAAGCUAAUGGCCAAAAUCGAUUGGCACAUCGUUCCGUGCUUGUGCGUUCUGUACCUGCUGGCGUUCCUGGAUAGAGUAAAUAUCAGUAAUGCCGCAGUGCUCGGACUGCAGAAGGAUCUCGACAUUGUCACCGGAACUAAGUACAACACUGCAUUGACCAUCUUCUUCGUGCCAUAUGUGCUGUUCGAGAUUCCGUCCAAUCUGCUGCUCAAAAAGUUGCAUCCGCAUGUCUGGUUGUCACUAUGCAUGUUCGGCUUCGGGCUUGUCAUGAUCUGUCAAGGCCUAGUUUCGAACUGGGGUGGAUUGGUAACCACGCGUUGGUUUCUGGGAAUGUUUGAAACAGGCAUGUUUCCGGGGUGCUUCUAUCUGCUAAGUUCGUGGUAUAAACGAAGUGAAGCCCAGAAGCGGUUCAGUUUCUUCUUCAGCUCGACCACCCUUGCCGGUGCCUUUGGUGGUCUGUUAGCUAGUGGUCUCGGAAAGAUGGCUGGCCUGCGAGGCUAUAACGGCUGGCGAUGGGUCUUCAUCAUCGAAGGUGUCAUUACUUGCGUAGUGUCCUUCGCAUGGUAUUUUGUCAUUCCCGGGUUUCCAGAGGAUGUCAAAUGGCUCAACGAUGACGAGCGGAAGUACAUCAAGGCAAAGCUAGCCCAAGAUCUGGGAAAAGCUGGGCACGACGCCCAUAUCGGUUUCCGGGAAGUGCUGGACGUGUUCAAAGACUAUAAAAUCUUCAUCGGCGGACUCAUGUACUUUGGUCAAGUCGUGUCGGCCUAUGGAUAUGCCUACUUUGCACCAACAAUCAUUAACACCUAUGGUUACGGAGGUAUGCUGACGACGCAGUUGUACUCAAUCCCGCCAUGGGCAGCCGCCUUCUUCUUCUCGAUGGCCAUUGCAGUAUUGUCUGAUAAGUUCAAGCAUCGGUUUGCGUUCACCCUGAUUCCUAUGAUGAUCACUAUCGCAGGAUACGGGAUCCUCUUGAAUGUCCACGGAGUGGCUCAUAGAAAUGUCCAGUAUGGUGCUCUUUUCAUGGUCACAUGCGGCACGUACAGCGCAAUGCCCGUGAUUGUGUGCUGGUUUGCUAUGAACCUAGGCGGCCAUCGUCGACGCAGUGUAGGAACAGCAUGGCAAGUUGGGUUUGGGAAUAUUGGAGGAUUUAUCUCCACAUACGCAUUUCUAGCGAAAGAUGCACCUCUUUUUCGUAAUGGAUAUAUCAUCGGCCUGUCCUUCCAGUGCUUUUCGGCUGCCUGCUGCGUUCUCUAUCUCAUAGCUAUCUGGACUGCGAACAAACGACGGGAGCGGUCCAUGGCCCAUGGCAACGGCCAACCGAGUUUGUUGGAGGAGGAAGAAGGACUUCAAGGUGAUCUAGCGGUGGCAUACCGAUACGCAUAUUGA